This is a messenger RNA of Prosopis cineraria, 464 nucleotides long. RefSeq lists its product as uncharacterized. The coding region runs from base 1 to 354 and encodes 117 amino acids. The record is from RefSeq and is a predicted model, not a curated record. NCBI's taxonomy places the organism in Eukaryota, Viridiplantae, Streptophyta, Magnoliopsida, Fabales, Fabaceae. The transcript has 2 exons.
AUGAACGCUGGUCCAGAGAAGCAGGAGCCAGGAGGAGAAGCCCCACAACCGAAAACAGGACGAGGUGGCUGCGGCAGCGGCAGCGGGCGAGCAACUGAGGCAGAGGAGAACAAGCCUGACGCUGCCCCUUCUGCCUCUGAUGAGAAGUCUCUAAGCAUUCUGCUUACUGAGGAACUGAAGGAAACAAAGGAGGCAGAGGAAGCUAGUAAGAAAGAAGGGGCCAAGGCAGAGGAAGCGAAGCCCGAAGAAACAGAGGAGGCAAAGGAAGGGGGAAAAAGAUAUAAAACCAGAGUCAGAAUGAUGAAGAAGAAGAAGAAAAAGAAGUUGGAGAUCAAGACCUGCAAAGUUAUAUAAAUUAUGUCAAUGUAAAACCUAAGCUCUUUUUUUUUUUGUUGGUAUUUGGUGAUUCAUCAACCUUUGGUUUUGUCUUUUUAUUUUUCUUUUAAUUUCAUUUUGGGCAUGCA